Molecule: messenger RNA, 2967 nt
Organism: Angiostrongylus costaricensis
Lineage: Eukaryota; Metazoa; Nematoda; Chromadorea; Rhabditida; Metastrongylidae
Source: the annotation of a GenBank genome assembly
AUGUAUGCCAAAACAUCUUACAUAAUGCUGGCUCAAGUUUUUCAAUGUCGACUUCAGCUAAGUGAGAUCCUUGUUCAGAUCGUCAAAUCUGCACCUAAAGGUCGAUUUCAAGGACUCAAACGAGACUACCAGGUUGAAGAUGUACUGAAAUUACGAGGUUCUAUUGAAAUAGAGUACACUCUAGCCACUCGUGGCGCAAACAAGCUAUGGCAACUGCUGCACACGGAGCCGUUUGUUCCAGCACUAGGAGCUCAAACUGGAAAUCAAGCCGUGCAAAUGGUCCGAGCUGGCUUAAAAGCUAUUUACUUAUCAGGCUGGCAAGUUGCUGCUGACGGCAACACGGCCGGCGACAUGUACCCAGACCAAUCGCUGUAUCCCGCUAAUUCAGGACCUGAAUUAUGUAGACGGAUUAAUAGAUCACUUAGAAGGGCUGAUCAGGUGGACGCUGUUGAAGCUGAGGACUACAUGGCUCAGAGGGACUGGUACGCACCGAUCGUCGCCGACGCUGAAGCCGGCUUCGGAGGCGCGUUGAACUGUUUCGAAUUAAUGAAGGCCUACAUCGAAGCCGGAGCGGCAGGAGUUCAUUUUGAGGAUCAGUUGGGAUCAGAAAAGAAAUGCGGCCACAUGGGUGGAAAAGUUCUUAUUCCAACGGCACAACAUAUUCGUCAUCUGAAUGCUGCGCGCCUUGCUGCUGACGUCUGUGGAACGCCGACAAUCAUCGUCGCCAGGACCGAUGCUGAGUCCAGCCGGCUACUCACCAGUGAUGUUGACGAACGAGAUCAUCCAUUCAUUGACAGAGAAGCCGGAAGAACCAUAGAAGGUUUUCAUAGGCUAAAAGAUUCGAUGGCACUGCAGUACUGUAUUGCUCGUGCAAUCAAUUAUGCUCCAUAUUGUGACCUGAUAUGGAUGGAGACGAGCCAUCCAACCAUCGCCGACGCUAAAGAAUUCGCCGAAGGAGUUCGUAAGGUUUAUCCGGACAAAAUGUUCGCCUACAACUGCUCUCCAUCAUUCAACUGGAAGAAACAUCUCAGCACGGCUCAAUUGGAGAAAUUUCAGAAGGAGCUGGGAGCGCUCGGCUUCAAAUACCAAUUUAUCACACUUGCCGGAUUCCAUUCAAACAGCUUCAGCAUAUUUGACUUGGCUAGGAACUACAAACAAACGGGAAUGUUGGCCUAUUCGAUGUUGCAAGAGUUGGAAUUCGAAUCGGAACGUCACGGUUACUCGGCAGUAAAACACCAACGGGAAGUCGGUACCGGUUACUUUGACCACAUUUCAAACGCGGUUACUGGUGGCCAGUCAAGUACGACAGCGCUCAGUGGAUCCACCGAAGAGGCACAAUUCCGGACGGAAACUGCUAGUAGUGCGGACGAAGAGAUUCUCACGUUGACUGCACAAACUAUGGAUGGAGAUGAGACAAUUCUGACGCCGGACGCGCUGCGUUUCAUAAAGGAACUGAACAAGCAGUUCGACGACAGGCGGCUACAAUUGCUGAAUAAGCGAGUACAAGUACAGCAUGAGAUCAACGAGGGUUCCUGGUUUCCGGACUUCUCCGCGGCCACGGCUGAUAUCCGAGAGGACAAAGGAUGGCGAGGAGCUGAAAUACCACAUGAUCUUCAGGACCGUCGAGUAGAAAUUACCGGACCGACCGAUCGAAAGAUGAUCAUCAAUGCGCUCAACUCGGGAGCCAACGUCUUCAUGGCCGAUUUCGAGGACUCGAACACACCUUCGUGGAGAAAUCAACUGGAUGGUCAAAUCAAUCUUUACGAUGCAGUGCGGAACAAUAUUUCAUAUGUGCACUCAUCGACGAAGAAGGAGUACAAAUUGAAUAAAAGCGUUGCUGGUAAUGUGCUAGAGAGUUCCCGAGCAAGGAGAACGGGCAUAAUGCCCGUAAUUUCAGUGCUAUUAGUUCGCCCAAGAGGUUGGCAUCUUCCUGAAAAGCAUGUACUAAUCCACAAUAAGCCAACAUCUGGCUCGUUGUUCGACUUCGGUCUGUUCGUCUACCAUAACGCUAAGGUUCUGCUAAAGAAAGGAAGUGGUCCCUAUUUCUAUCUUCCCAAACUGCAAAGUGCCGAAGAGGCAAAGCUGUGGGCCGACGUAUUCGCAUAUUCGGAGGAAAGGCUCGGUUUGUCUAAGGGAACGAUCAAAUGUACGGUACUCAUCGAACACUUGCUAGCCAGUUUCCAGAUGAAUGAAAUCAUCUACGGUCUCAAAGACUACAUUGUGGGGUUGAACUGUGGACGAUGGGACUACAUCUUCUCGUACAUUAAGACGUUCCAAAAUCAUCGAAAAUAUCUGCUACCCGAUCGAUUCCAGAUAGGUAUGACUGCCCCCUUCAUGCGUGCCUAUUCUCUUCUCUGCAUUCAAACGUGUCAUCAACGAGGAAUCCACGCCAUGGGUGGAAUGGCUGCUCAGAUUCCUAUAAAGAACGACGACGUAGCAAACACCAAAGCAUUGGCACUUGUUCAACAAGACAAGGAACGCGAAGCCAACGACGGCCAUGAUGGUACAUGGGUCGCUCAUCCUGGUCUGGUGCCGAUCGCUCGUAAUGUCUUCGACAAAUGUAUGCCGACACCGAAUCAGAUUCAAAAACAGCUGGAGAAACUCAUGGUGACCAAUGCGGAGUUGACAGCGAUUCCUGAAGGUACCCGUACCGAGAACGGUUUCCGUCAUAAUAUUAACAUUACUCUUGGUUACCUCGACUCCUGGCUUCGUGGAAUCGGUUGUGUUCCACUGUACAACCUAAUGGAAGAUGCAGCUACCGCCGAAAUAAAUGGGCGAACCAUCGACGCUCAACUCGUGAAGCAGACAAUUGCAGCGGAAACCGAGCGACGUCUUAUUAGAGCUGGAUCCGUUGUCAACAAGCUUCCUGAAGCUGCUGAACUUCUGGAGAAGUUUGCCCUCGAAGAAACCAUGAGUGACUUCCUUACGCUCGAUGCAUACGACAAGCUCGUCUCAGAGGGCCACUGA